CAUGGCGGCGACCAUGGAAGGUCCUUUCAGUGACCCCACUUUAUUUGGUGCGCUUUUUGAGCUGCAGUCAUUACUAAGCAGAACUGAGUUUCCCCAAAAUGCCAAGGAUUUAUUGUUAAUGCUGAGUACAUAUUUCACACGCUAUGAAAGAGAACCACUGCUGCCUUUCAGAGAUAAUGUUCUUCGAUUGAUAGAUGAGUUUAUAUUUUGUUGUGUGACAAAUCAAAAUUACUAUAGAAAGCGGCUGUCAGCAGUCCAAGAACUUCAACUGUUGGAACUUUUAUGCGGAUAUUUUGAAAACCAACCCAAUGAAAUCAUCAAGAACGCCGUCUUCGAUGCUCUGUUCUGCUUUUCCUCCAGUAGACCAUCAGAAGAUUACAAAAGAGAUUUAUUGUAUAAAUUAGUCUCAUUGGCUGUCGCUGUGAAAUGCACGUCUGUGUUGAACUGUACAGCGGUAUGGAUGAGUCGACAGCAUCUGUCUCACUCCGUGAUCAACCUAGCUGCGGCUGUCGUACAUGAUUACUGUAUCCUAGUGCCUGCAUCAUUAACUGCUAUACAAAACCUUGUGGAAAUAUCACCGUUGUUUGCUUGUCAGUUUUUGACAGCUGUUGCAGCUCUUUAUAAACCUGCUCUGUCUGGUACACCAGGUCUUGGAAAGCAGUCGUCAUUACCCAUAACGCUACUAGAAGUAAUUACUGAGUGGGUCAGCAACUAUCCGCUGUUAUGCUUAUCAAGUCUUUAUCCCAAAUUCCCAAACAUUCCAUCAUUUCAGAGAACUCAAAAUUAUCCAGAUGCGAGAACGCCCAUCCCAGGACUAAUAACAUGUUGUGUACUCGCCCCACUGAACAUGAUGCAUGAUAAUACAGAGCUAACUGGAAAGAACAGUCAGCUGUAUUCUAAGUUACACCUUGGGGUAUUAGAAGCUAUGAUUGCAUACAAGGCUGUACAGCAAAGUCCCGGAAUUGACCCGUUGUUGAUACAAAGGGGAAUUGUCAGUCUUCAAGACAUGAAGGAGAUUGCUGACAGCAUCCAAAGGUGCCGGAGUAAAGAUUGUCAACAGGGGCAGUUAGAGAUAUCAGUGGAUCGGAUGGCACAGUCAUUACAGUUAGCGCUCUCCACACACUGUCUUGUCUGUACUAAAGAUCAUUUAAAAGACAUCUGUAUUUGUUUACCACAGACGAGGUUGCUGCAGAUAGUACUAAGCCAACCAAUGAUGGUCAGAUGAAGCCAUAAAAUAGCAGUACGUCAAUCUCAAUGGGCCACACCCUGCUCCACCCAUGAACAGGAAACCUUCGAGGAUAGCCACAAUUUAUGU
Molecule: messenger RNA, 1315 nt
Organism: Saccoglossus kowalevskii
Lineage: Eukaryota; Metazoa; Hemichordata; Enteropneusta; Harrimaniidae
Product: integrator complex subunit 15-like
Source: RefSeq, a predicted model, not a curated record